Bathycoccus prasinos is the source of this 2634-nucleotide messenger RNA. RefSeq names its product glycoside hydrolase family 47 protein. Gene Ontology annotation, cellular component: endoplasmic reticulum; membrane. The record is from RefSeq and is a predicted model, not a curated record. Gene Ontology annotation, molecular function: calcium ion binding; mannosyl-oligosaccharide 1,2-alpha-mannosidase activity. NCBI's taxonomy places the organism in Eukaryota, Viridiplantae, Chlorophyta, Mamiellophyceae, Mamiellales, Bathycoccaceae. Bases 1 to 2634 code for a protein of 877 amino acids. The transcript has a single exon. Gene Ontology annotation, biological process: N-glycan processing; carbohydrate metabolic process.
AUGGACCUGAACGAGGAGGAGGAGAACGAGGAGGAGGAGGAAGAAGAGGAAGAAGAAGACACAGAGAGAGGAGGAACUGGAAACUUUUCGAAUCUAGAUUUGAACACGCUGGCGUUUCUCUCAGAAGAGAACGCUGAAGUCGUCGAACGCGGAGCCGGGCAUCGCAAAUCUCUGUUGCGCUCUUCCUCCUCUUUUUCCUUGCUGAGCAGGCGACGGCAGUACCAACACCAUCAAUACCAACAAUAUCAACAAGACCAACAACAACAACAACAACACCAUCAAUACCAACAAGAUUUUAUUAACCAGUUUCAGCAUAAAAAACUGAUUAGACAAAAUACGGAGAAAACCAACGUGCUCGCAACAGACUACGACUACUAUCGCGACUACUAUCGCGACUACUAUCGCGACGAUGACGACGAGAAGGAGGAGGAGGAGGACGAGGAAAAUAAAUAUUUAGGCGGGAAAAUGCAGCGCUUUCUUAAGAACAACGCGGGGCAGCUCUUGCAGAAAAAGAGGAGACGGAGGAAAAGGGACGUUUUGAUCUUUGCAUUCGUCUUUACCGCGGUUGCUUUCCUCGGUAACGUGUAUAAAACGACGAGAAUUUUAUCUCUCACUGCGACGUCGUCGGCCGCUUCGUCGGCAUCGAUGUCGGCGUCUUCGCAUUUCUCGUCUUUUUCUUCCUCUUCUUCUUCCGCGAUUUUUCCUAGAGAAAAAAACAAUAGCGUCGCCGCCGACGACGAGAGAGUAGAAGAGGAGGAGGAAGAACAAGAAGAACAAGAAGAACAAGAAGAACAAGAACAAAAAGGGGUGAGUAAAGAAGACGGAGAAACGAAACAAGAACGCAUCGAACCAGCGCAUGAGAAAAAGGAAAAAUUUUCACUUUUGCCGACGGAGAGGAUCACUCUGUUAUCGCCGCAACGAAUGGUUGAACUGAGCGAGCGAAAAAAUGGUGACGUCGACGUCAACGACGCGUACAAUUUUGUCUCGCUCGCAGAGAAGCGUUCGGCGAUUGCAACGACACUAAAAUGGGCAUACGACGGAUACAUGAAAGUAUUUCCAGCAGAUGAGCUUGAUCCGCUAUCCGGCCAUGGGUUGGAGUGGUUUCACGUGGCGCUGACUGCCAUCGACGCGGUUGAUACUUUCGCUCUCGUAGGCUUGGACGAAGAGUUUGAAUUUGUAAAAGAAUUUGUAAAAUCAGGUAAACCGAUCUUUACUUCCGCCGGUAGAAGUUCUGUUUUUGAAUCGACCAUUCGGAUAAUGGGCGGGUUUCUAGCGGCGCACCAUUUAGAACAAAAAAGUAGCAAAAUAGAAGCGACCACGACGACGGAUAAUAAAGGAGACGAUUUUACUACGAAUUUCUAUUUUCUGGAAAAAGCUCGAGAGCUCGCGGAUAAGUUGAAAGUUGCUUUCAACACCCCGACGGGUAUUCCCAGAACUGAUGUUGAUUUUAGCACGGGUAAAUCGCACGACGACGAAAUAGGUACGAACGGUCUCGCUCAAGCGACGACGUUAACUUUAGAGUGGGAGUGUUUAGAAGCAACCCUGACGGAAGUAGUUUUAGACGAGACGGAGAAAAGAAAAAGAGGAUUUACGAAGUACGGCGAUUACGUGAGAAGAGCGAACGAGGCGGUCCAUAAAUUAGCUUCAGGCGCUGAUUACGGGUUGCUUCCUGAUAAAAUUGGAGUGGAACACUUAAAUGCGCACGGCAUGGUGAAGCUCGGAGCAAAUGGGGAUUCUUACUACGAGUACUUGUUGAAAAGCUGGAUCCACCGCGGGAAACCAAAAGGAGGGGAAAAAGAGUACGUCCGAGCGAUGGACGGAAUAUUUUUACGCCUCGUUCAAAGAACGCAGAAUCACUUACAAAAUACCAGUGGUUUGAUAUAUGUCGGCGAGAUGGCAUAUCCGUCCUCUCACGGCUCGAGAUUUGAAAAGAAAAUGGAUCAUUUGGUGUGUUUUUUACCAGGAAUUUUGGCGCUCGGACAUUUGCACGGCGUCGGAAAGGAAUUUGGCUCGAGCGCGGCGAGCGAAGAAGAGAAGGAAGAAUUCCGCGCAAAAGUGGAUUUAUUGCGUCUCGAUAAAAACGAAUCUUCACACUUAGCCCUCGCUAAAGAGCUCAUGCGAACGUGCGUGGCCAUGUACGAGAGAAUGCCGCUCGGGUUACACCCUGAAAUUGCAAAGUUUGACGAAGACGGUAAUAACGUCGUGAAGUGUUUCGGCGGAGAUUUAUGCGUCAGCGCGAAUGACGCGCACUCAAUUCUUCGGCCAGAAACUGUUGAAUCUUUGUUUGUACUUCACAGAGUCACGAAAGACGAAUCUUUCCGUCGUCAAGGAUGGAGAAUGUGGCAAAACUGGGAACGUUACUCUCGAGUAGAUACCGGGGGGUACGCCAGUCUCGCCAGCGUCUUGGAAAAUCCACCGGGGAGGAAGAAAGGGAAACAAGAGAGCUUCUUCCUCUCGGAAACGUUAAAGUAUCUCUUUCUGCUUUUCAGCGACGACAUAGUAGUACCUUUGGAGUGUUUCGUGUUCAACACGGAAGGUCAUCCGUUACCGAUUAUGCAUCGUCAAAAGUCGUUGCGCGAGUGCGUAGAAAGAGAGAGAGAGAGAGAAAAAGAGAGAGUUUUUAAUAGCGUUUGA